Messenger RNA from Hibiscus syriacus, 625 nucleotides. Its product is annotated as protein NETWORKED 3A-like. Lineage: Eukaryota; Viridiplantae; Streptophyta; Magnoliopsida; Malvales; Malvaceae. Bases 14 to 625 code for a protein of 203 amino acids. The transcript is spliced from 2 exons. Gene Ontology annotation, molecular function: actin binding. The record is from RefSeq and is a predicted model, not a curated record.
CCAUAUAGAUUCAAUGGAAGACAGUAAUGUCACUGCCUGCAAUGAUAUGGACACGAAGAUAAACGCCAUUCUUACCAUCAUUGUACAAGAUGGAGAUACAUUCGCCAAGAGGGCCGAGAUGUACUAUCAAAAGCGACCCGAGCUCAUCGAGAGGGUCGAAGAGUUGCAAAGAUCGUACCGGUCGUUAGCUGAGAAGUAUGACCAAUUGAGAUCCCAAGGACUGCAAAACUAUGUUCAAGGACAUGAGGAACUUAACAGAGUCCAUUAUUCUAAUUUGCAUCCCAAGUUCACUGCCGAAGACACUGAUCAGGAGAUCGAAUUCAAUCAAGAUCCCUCGAAUUCGAUCAAGAUGAAAAAGGUCGAUAAGCAAAAGAACAUCAAGUUCCAGCGCAAUAUAAGUGAUGGUUCUCUACUAAUGGAGAACGAGAAGCUGUGGAAUGAACUGAGGUUCAAGGUCUCGGAACUGGUAGAUGAUAAUGCAAGCCAGCAGACCGAGUUCAUAAAGAGAAAUGACAACGGGAAGACGCCGGAAUUAAGCGAUAAAGUUGGUAAGAAAACUUGGUUUCGAUUAUCAUGGCUGAAGAGAGUGUUGUGUGGAAGGAGUAUGGAAUCAUAUGGAACUUAG